AAACAUCCAUGUCAUAUUAGCCAUUUAUUUCUUUCCAUUUCAAUUUAAUUUUGCUUCCUCCAACUCAACUCCCAUUUCUCCGUGAGAGCUUGCAAAUGGCUGCUCAAAUCUCGUCUUUCUCGUUGAAUACCGGGGCCAAGAUCCCCUCCGUCGGACUCGGAACCUGGCAGGCAUCGGAAGGUCUCGUCGGUAACGCCGUUGCCGCCGCCAUCAAGAUCGGAUAUCGCCAUAUUGAUUGUGCUCAAAUAUAUGCCAAUGAGAAGGAGAUUGGUUCGGUUCUCAAUAAACUUUUUCAAGAUGGUGUAGUUAAGCGUGAGGAUUUGUGGAUCACUUCGAAACUCUGGUGUACUGAUCAUGCUCCAGAAGAUGUUCCUGCAGCACUUGACAGAACCUUAAGCGACUUGCAGCUCGAUUAUGUUGAUCUAUACCUUAUUCAUUGGCCGGUUCGGCUGAAAAAGGGAUCUACUGGCUUUAGCCCUGAAAACCUUGUUGCACCGGACAUACCAAGCACAUGGAAAGCCAUGGAAGCACUCUUUGAUUCUGGAAAAGCCCGAGCUAUCGGUGUAAGCAAUUUUUCGACCAAGAAACUUGCAGAUUUACUGGCGAUAGCUCGUGUUCCUCCGGCUGUCAAUCAGGUGGAGUGUCACCCAUCAUGGCAGCAGGACAAACUACAUGAAUUUUGUAAAUCAAAAGGAGUUCAUCUAACUGGAUAUUCUCCAUUGGGUUCACCUGGAACAACUUGGCUUAAGAGUGAUGUUCUCCAGAAUCCAAUUCUCAAAGAGAUUGCAGAAAAACUUGGUAAAAGUCCUGCACAAGUGGCCAUUCGCUGGGGAAUACAAAAGGGUCAUAGCGUGGUUCCAAAAAGUACUAACGAGUCAAGGAUCAAAGAGAAUUUCGAUGUUUUUGAUUGGUCCAUACCUGAAGAUUUGUUUGCCAAGUUCUCCGAGUUCGAUCAGGCAAGGCUACUCAGAGGAACCACAUUUGCGAAUGAGAAUUAUGUCUACAAGACCAUUGAGGAAUUCUGGGAUGGGGAAAUCUAAAGCUGUUAGCUGCUAUUUGGAGGGGUAAAAGGAGAAAAAUCCUUCUCACCAUGUUUCGUUAUGGCAGUUGUACGAAAAUAAUUGAUGUUUGAAUUGAAUGAUCAUCUUGGAUGUGGCUCAAAAGUUGGUUCAUUCCGACUAUGGUUUUAUUCUGUAGUAAUUAUUGGGUCCUAUUUCUAUA
This is a messenger RNA of Momordica charantia (bitter melon), 1221 nucleotides long. RefSeq names its product NADPH-dependent aldo-keto reductase, chloroplastic. NCBI's taxonomy places the organism in Eukaryota, Viridiplantae, Streptophyta, Magnoliopsida, Cucurbitales, Cucurbitaceae. The record is from RefSeq and is a predicted model, not a curated record. Gene Ontology annotation, molecular function: oxidoreductase activity.